Messenger RNA from Cavenderia fasciculata, 501 nucleotides. RefSeq names its product ubiquitin-conjugating enzyme E2. The coding region runs from base 1 to 501 and encodes 166 amino acids. The record is from RefSeq and is a predicted model, not a curated record. The transcript has 3 exons. Lineage: Eukaryota; Evosea; Eumycetozoa; Acytosteliales; Cavenderiaceae.
AUGUCAUCAGCGUAUAGGAGAUUAAUGCAAGAAUAUAAAGAGCUAACAUUAGAUCCACCAGAAGGUAUUACAGCGGGUCCAGUAGAUGAAGAGAACCUAUUUCAAUGGGAAGCUGUUAUCAUGGGACCAAGUGGAACCGAUUAUGAAAAUGGUCUAUUUAGUGCAUCACUUACCUUUCCUCAAACAUAUCCUCUUUCUCCUCCUAAGAUGAAAUUCACUUCUGAUAUGUUUCAUCCUAAUGUUUAUCCAAAUGGUGAAGUUUGUAUAAGUAUACUUCAUCCACCUGGAGAAGAUCCAAAUCAUUAUGAAACGGUAUCAGAGAGAUGGUCACCUGUUCAAUCUGUCGAAAAAAUACUUUUAUCUGUUGUUUCAAUGUUUGCAGAACCAAAUGUUGAAAGUCCUGCAAAUAUUGAAGCUGCAAAGCUUUGGAGAGAAGAUAGAGAACAAUACAAAGACAAAGUGACUAGUAUCGUUAAAAAAUCAUUAGAGCUGGAGGAAUAA